Nematolebias whitei (Rio pearlfish) is the source of this 5661-nucleotide messenger RNA. Its product is annotated as lactase-phlorizin hydrolase-like. Gene Ontology annotation, biological process: carbohydrate metabolic process. The coding region runs from base 7 to 5661 and encodes 1884 amino acids. The record is from RefSeq and is a predicted model, not a curated record. The transcript is spliced from 17 exons. Lineage: Eukaryota; Metazoa; Chordata; Actinopteri; Cyprinodontiformes; Rivulidae. Gene Ontology annotation, molecular function: beta-glucosidase activity.
CUGUGCAUGUGUAUGAAUGGGGGUCGGAGCAGUGGGGCGAAUGAACAGGAUGAUUUUAUGCUUCUUGCAGGCCCUCUGAAUGAGCACGGGGUCAGAACUUUCGGCAGUGAGGAGAAUGGAGCCUUUGACUGCAGCCAUCCUAAGCCGACUGGUUUUAAACAGUACUUCCAGUACCUCCAGAGCAAAGGAGUGACCCACUUCAAAGUGCCACUGUCAUGGGCUCAACUCCUCCCCACAGGGCUCCCCAACGAGCCCCAUCAGGAGGUGGUCAGGUGUUACCAGACCCUGCUGGAGCAGCUGCUGGAGGUGGGCCUUCAGCCUCUUGUUGUCAUUCAUGGAUCCACAGUUCCAGUUGCACUGAAGUCCAGGUAUGGAGGCUGGGAGAACCAAGGGCUGGUAGAGAGGUUUCAGCAGUAUGCUGAGUUUGCCUUCAAAGAAUUUGCCCCAUUGGCUCGUUCGUGGGUCACAUUUAGUGAUUUGGAUGGAGUCUUAGAAGAAGUGCAGGCUACAGAUGCGCCCAGUGUUCUGCAAAGUAUCGUCCAGCUCAGUGAGAACCUUUACCAGUUUUACCAUCAAAACUUUCCUGAUAAAGGGAGAUAUCUGUCAUUUGGGCUGAAAGCAAGAGAUUUGGCUAAACUUUCCCAUAUUAAAGCUUCAACAUCUGCUGAUUUCUUGUCAGUUCACAUUGAAUAUAACUGUGACUCCUCAGAAAACUUCCCAAUGGAGUUGAAAAACUUACAGAUAUCCAGUGGAAACUUGCCCAUCCUGAUAUACAAGAUGAACAUUUAUGGUUGCUUUCAGAAGCAACAUCAGCCUCUUGGAGAUUUACUGCAGAUUAUACAGAGUGAAAACUUGAAUCUUCUUGGAUGUGACAUGAAGGAUAUGCUGGAUGAGCUGGACAUACAUAAUGUUCCAAUUGAUCGUUCAAAUUUGAUCAAAAAAGUGAAAUCCACAAAUAACUAUGAGACCAUCUGGCAAAAGUUUGGAGCCCAAGCCAGUGCUGAACGAGACCUGUUCCUCAGGGAAUCGUUCCCCUCUGGCUUCCAAUGGGCCACCUCUACAGAGUCUUUCAAGGUUGAAGGUGGAUGGUUAGAAGGUGGAAAGGGAGAGACCAUUUGGGAUCAUUUUGGUCAUGACGGCCAGGUUUUUGAAAACCAGACUGCUGACCUAGCUUGUGACAGUUACAACAAGGUUGAUUAUGAUGUCUACCUCCUGCGAGGCCUUCAAGUCAAUACCUACCAGUUUUCUAUCUCCUGGGCUCGUAUUUUCCCUUUAGGCCACAGAGACAGCCAGUCAAAGAAAGGAACAAUGUAUUAUGACAAGCUCAUCAACACUCUUAUUGACUCUGGUAUACAACCUGUUGCUACUCUCUACCACUGGGACCUACCGCAGGCACUGCAGGACAGUGGUGGAUGGACCAAUGAAUCCAUUGUUGAAGCUUUCAAGGACUAUGCAGACUUCUGUUUUGCCAGAUUUGGAGAUAGGGUCAAGACCUGGAACACAUUCAGUAGCCCAUGGGUUGUCAGCCAUGCUGGUUAUGGCACUGGUGAGCACCCCCCUGGAAUCAAGGACUAUGCUGUUUCUUUUUAUCAGGUCACUCAUAAUUUGCUCAAGUCCCAUGCCGAAGCCUGGCAUGUUUACAACGACAAGUACAGGAACUCACAGGGAGGGAAAGUAGGUAUUGCACUGAACUCUGACUGGGCUCAGCCCGUGAACCCUUCCAAACCUGAAGAUGUCACAGCUGCAGAUCGCUACCUGCAGUUUAUGCUAGGCUGGUUUGCACAUCCCAUAUUUGUAGAUGGAGAUUAUCCUGCAGUUCUCAAAAAUCAGAUUGAACAGAAGAGAAAAGAGUGUCCUGACUCUGUGCCGGCAGUGCUCCCAACCUUUACUCCUGAAGAGAGCAAAAGGGUACUUGGAACGUCUGACUUUUUUGGUUUGAAUCAUUAUACCUCUCGUUUGGUAAACAGCAGUAAAGGAGGAUGCAACCCUGGUCCUGAGGGAGUGGGAGACUUCGAGGCACAUGUGGACCCCUCGUGGUCUACUACAGCCUCUGACUGGAUCUACUCUGCACCGUGGGGACUUCGAUCUCUUUUAAACUACAUUGCAAAAGAAUACUUGAAAGUUAUCAAAGUACCCAUCUACAUAACUGGGAAUGGGAUGCCAACAGAAUAUAGUGGUGACACCCUCAAUGACAUCAGCAGAAUAGAAUACAUGCAAAGUUACAUCAAUGAAGCCCUGAAAGCAAUUAUUAAAGAUGGACUAGAUGUGCAGCGAUUCACAGUGCAGUCUCUCAUGGAUGGAUUUGAGGGAAAACAAGGCUACAGUCAAAGAUUUGGUCUUCACCAUGUUAAUUUUGAAGAUGGAGGCAGACCCAGAACGCCAAAACAAUCUGCAUAUGUUUUCUCUCAAAUUAUUGAGCAAAACGGUUUUGUAUCACGUAAACAUGUCUUCAAAGGUUUAGGAAUGUCACAUAGUCACAGUUUCACCACACUCCCACCCUCUGAGGUCCCAUCAUUGUCAAAGGUCAUUUGGGAGAAAUUCUCCCAUCAGUCAAAAUUCCAGAGACAAAUGUAUCAUUACGGCACUUUCCCACAGGACUUCUCCUGGGGCAUUUCAUCUUCAGCUUACCAGAUUGAAGGUGGAUGGAAUGCUGAUAGGAAGGGACCAAGUGUAUGGGACACAUUCACUCAGAAGCCUGGCAAUAUUCCUGAUAAUGCUAAUGGAAAUGUAGCAUGUGACAGCUACAACAGACUUGAUGAAGACCUCUACAUGUUGAGAGCACUAAGCGUGAAAACAUACAGAUUCUCUUUGUCCUGGUCAAGAAUCUUUCCUGAUGGUAGGCGCACUUCUAUGAACCAGAAAGGUGUUGACUAUUACAACAAACUUAUUGAUGGCCUCUUGGCAUAUAAUAUUACUCCAGUGGUCACACUUUAUUACUGGGACCUUCCUCAAAGUUUGCAAAAUCUUGGUGGUUGGGAGAGUGUAGAGAUGAUUGACAUUUUUAAUGACUUCUGUGAUUUCUGUUAUACCACCUUUGGCAACAGAGUGAAAUUCUGGAUCACCCUCAACCAGCCUCAGACAAUUGCAUGGCUUGGAUAUGGACUUGGACAGAUCCCACCAAAUGUUAAGAAUCCAGGAAUUGUGCCAUACAAAGUUGCCCACAACCUAAUAAAAGCCCACGCCAAAGCUUACCAUACUUAUGAUGACAAGUACCGUACCUCUCAAGGCGGUCUGGUGUCCAUUGCCCUCAAUGCAGAUUGGGUUGAACCUAUUGAUGUUAAUGUUCCUCGGGAAGUUGUAGCUGCUGACCGCGCCAUGCAGUUUCAACUAGGUUGGUUUGCCCACCCUAUUUUCAAGAAUGGUGACUAUCCAGAGGCAAUGAAAUCACAAAUUAGAGCCAAAAGUGAACUCCAAGGUCUUUCCGAGUCAAGACUCCCUUCCUUCACAGAUGAGGAAAAGAACUUUAUCAAAGGCACUGCUGAUGUCUUCUGUGUAAAUCAUUACACUACAAAGAAAGUGAGCCAUGUUACAAGUCGGCUUUCUCCAGCAUCCUAUCAAUAUGACUGGGACUUUUCAGAAGCAGCUGAAACUGAUUCACCAGGUACAGCAAUCAAAAAUCAAAGAGCUGUAGCAUGGGGCUUGAGAAGACUCCUCAACUGGAUCAAGGAGGAGUAUGGAGACCCAGAAAUCUAUGUCACUGAAAAUGGAGUGGCUACAGAAGCGAAAACAACUUGGGAUGACACUGACAGAGUAUUUUUUUACAAGGCCUAUAUUAAUGAAGCUCUUAAAGCCAACGACCUAGAUGGAGUAAAAGUGAAAGGUUAUACGGCAACAUCACUCAUGGAUUCCUUUGAAUGGCUAAAUGGCUACAAAAUUGGGUUUGGGUUGCACCAUGUGGACUUUAAUAACCCAAAUCAGCCAAGAACACCCAAAUUUUCAGCUCAUUACUACUAUCAAGUCAUGAAGAACAAUGGUUUUCCAAUAACAGAGGAUGAGAAGGUGAUUUAUGGGCGGUUUCCAAAGGAUUUCAUUUGGAGUACUGCAACAGCAUCAUACCAGAUUGAAGGGGGGUGGAGAGCCGAUGGAAAAGGUCUUAGUAUAUGGGAUAAAUUUGCUCACACUCCUCUCAAAGUGUUUAAUGAUGACAAUGGGGACAUAGCUUGUGACAGUUACAAUAAAAUAAACGAGGAUGUUGCCAUUUUGAAGCAACUUAUGGUGACCCAUUAUCGUUUCUCUAUUUCCUGGCCACGGGUGCUUCCUGAUGGCACUACCAGUCACAUAAAUGAAGCUGGUCUAAGUUACUAUGACAGACUAGUGAAUGCACUACUUGCUGCAAACAUCCAACCUCAUAUCACUUUGUACCACUGGGACCUUCCACAAGCACUGCAGGACAUUGGGGGCUGGGAGAAUGAUGCUAUUGUUGGUAAAUUUAGGGAUUAUGCUGACCUUAUUUUUAGCCGUCUUGGUCACAAAGUAAAACACUGGGUCACUAUUAAUGAGCCGUACAACGUUGCAAUGGUGGGCCAUGGCUAUGGAGUAGCUGCCCCAGGGAUCAGUUUUCGCCCAGGCACUCUUCCUUACAUUGUCGGCCACAAUCUUAUUAAAGCUCAUGCUGAGGUCUGGCACCUUUACAAUGACAAAUAUCGGGCUGAACAGAAGGGAAUCAUUUCCAUCACAAUCAACUCUGACUGGUCGGAGCCAAGAAACCCCUAUAAGCAAGAGGACAUUGACGCUGCAAGACGUGUAGUACAGUUCUAUAUUGGCUGGUUUGCCCAUCCCAUAUACAAUGGUGACUACAGUGAUGUGAUGAAGACGAUCAUUCAAGAGCGCAGUCUUGCUGCUGGUUUGCCAAAAUCAAGGCUGCCAAAGUUUACCCCAGAUGAGAUUAAGAGAAUUAAAGGGACCUAUGACUAUUUUGGGUUUAACCACUAUACCACAGUUCUGGCUUUCCCUGUGAACUUUGGAAAUCUUCAGCAUUAUGAUGCAGACAGGGGCGCAGGGACCGUCGUUGAUCACACCUGGUUGGAUUCAGGUUCUAGCUGGUUGAAGAUGACACCAUUUGGAUUCCGUAGAAUUUUAAACUUCAUAAAGGAGGAGUAUGGAAAUCCCCCAAUCAUCAUCACUGAGAAUGGAGUUUCUGAGCGAGGACCUGUAAAUUUAAAUGAUAUUCACAGGACUUACUACUAUGAAAAAUACAUCAACCAAGUGCUCAAAGCUUACUUGCAGGAUAAUGUGGAUAUCCGUGGAUACACAGCUUGGUCACUUAUGGACAACCUAGAGUGGGCAACUGGUUUUUCUGAGAGAUUUGGCUUUUACUAUGUCAACCAUUCAAACCCAAACGUACCUCGAAUCGCCAAGGCCUCUGUGUCCACCUACGCUACCAUCAUCAGCUCUAAUGGUUUCCCUGACCCUGCAGAACCUAAUGCCUCUUUGAAGCCUGAACCUGAAGCAACAACUGUCCCUGUCACUGAGGCCCCUGUGAGGUUCCUGGGUCUGAGCCUCUCCAAUGAAGAAGCUGAGACUGGACUUAACGCUACGUUUGCUCUGCUGAUUGUUGCAGCAACUGCAGCCAUUUGUUUAACCAUCGGCUUCGUUUUCACAAAAAGACGCUCAAAGAAAAAUGUAAAUGUUGACUCGGUACAGCUGGAGAGAAAAUUCUAA